AACUUAUGUAAUGGGGUCACCUGUGUGUGGACAAAGGUAGUCUAAGGCGUGGUCUUUGGUCUCUUCACUGCUUAUACCAAUACACAGAGUCUGGUCUGUCACUUCGGUCAUACAGACCCUGUGUUUCCAGAAGGCCAUUUAAAACCGUUGGUUUGCUGGAAUAACGUACCCAACAGAAACGUUCAUCACAGAGGAACCUCAGUACAUCGCUGGCAUGGAGAACCCAGGAUUUCAUGAUAUUGAGCUAAAGGAGGAUCACGAGGUUGGAGAUGGAAGCAAACGUGUUGAAAAUGGCCAGGAAAACGGUUCCAACAAAUCAGCUAUCGGUGGGGAAAUGCAAGAAGACACUUCCACCUACAGGGAGAGAUUCGGUUGGGGGAAAUUCCGACCUGACCCCUUGCGGUUCCUGGGCACAGUGCAGGGAAUGUUGGCUCUGCUGGUCGUCAGCGCCGUGGUCCAGAGUAUGACAAUCGGUGGUUUUGUUGCAUCAACCAUCUCUACGAUCGAGAAACGAUAUCAGCUCCCAAGCUCAAGAUCAGGUCUGAUUUCAACUGUUUACGACGUGACGUUCUCCGUAGCUGCUCUUCUCCUCACCUUCUUAAUCAAGUCCAGGCGGGCGAAAGUAAUAAGUAUAGCAACAGGCACCUUCUUGCUGGGCAUCGGCUUGUUCCUGUUCAGUCUUCCUCACUUCCUGGUAGGCCUGUACAACUACGGUGAGGAGGUGAGCGUGACCUGUGACCUCUCAUCUAACAGCACAUUCACCACCUGUGUAGAAGAAGAACGGGGUCUGUCAGAGUUUCUGUACGUCUUACUUUUCGCCCAAUGCGUGAGCGCAGUCGGAUCUAUGGCUAUAGGUGUAUUUGGAAUUGAUAUCCUGGAGAGUGCUGCCCCACAUGGCUCAGGCGGUCUCUACAUUGGGAUUCAGAAUGCCUUUACUGGAGGUGCGGGGGCACUAGCGUUUAUCAUCAAUGGACAGUUUUUGAACAUUUUCAUCGACUUCAACAAACCGGGGAAUAUUCCUCCUUCAGGAGGCCCAGGGGACGCCCGUUGGCUGGGUGCCUGGUGGCUCGGGUUUCCUCCACUGGCCGCGGUGGCAAUCCUUAAUGCUCCGUGGAUUCUCGGACUGCCUGGAAAAAUAUCAGUCAAGAAGAAAGCCAUAGAUCAGGGCACCAAAAGUACAUCGGAAAACGAAAAGCAGACCGAAGCUAAAGGACUGCUGUUGGUGGUCGAUUUCUUCAAGCAACUCUGGUCUCUCGCCACCAACCGGACAUACGUGUUCAUGGUGUUCGUAGGUAUCGGUACAAACAUGUGCUAUACUGGCCUGAACACAUUCGGCAUCAAGUAUAUUGAGAACCAGUUCGCCAUGUCUGCUGGUUCUGCUUCCAUGGCUGCAGGUUUGACCACCGUUCCUGCUGGCAUCCUUGGGUCAGUGAUCGGCGGAGUCUUGAUGAAGAAGUACCGGAUGGGGGUGACCGGGGCCCUGAAGAUCACGGUGGCAGGAGUCGCCUGUAUGUUCAUACUGCCGCUGGGCUUCCUGGUGCGCUGUCCAGACACCAUCAUGGCGGGCGUAACGGUCCCUUAUGGAAACGGGUCGGCACCCCGGACGCCCGUUGUUGGUGUAGCUGAGUUAGAGUCCAUCUGUAACCAGGACUGCCCCUGUCCGUCUGCCUUCAACCCCGUAUGCGGGGAGAACGGGGUGGAGUACUUCUCGCCUUGUCUCGCGGGAUGUUGGAACGUCUCGAAGGAAGAGGGAUACACAUCGUGCUCCUGCUCUGCCGGUGAUCAACCAUUGGGUGCUCCGGACGACGCCACGUUCUCGGUAACAUCCGGGCACUGUUCUAACGGCUGCACCCUCCUUCCGCUCGCGAUGACUCUCCUGUUCCUCUUCUCGUUCGGCCUCGGUCUGGCAAACGCGCCAAGAUCGGUCAUUGUAUUGAGCUGUGUCCAGCAGAACCAGCGAUCGUUUGCUCUUGGCAUUCAAUCUGUAGUUCGAACAGUCCUCGGUUCUGUUCCCGCCCCGCUUGUGUUCGGUGCGCUGGUGGACCAGGCGUGUUUACUGUGGGACCAGAACUGUGACCAGAGAGGGGCGUGUCUCCUGUACGACAACGCCUCCCUCAGCACCUACCUGGCUAUCCUCAUGACGGCUGUAGCCGCGUGGGCAUUUCCUUGUGCCUGUCUCGCUCUAUUCUUCUGGAAGCGCAAGAAAGCGCAGGGAGCAUACGAAGUUGAGAAGGAGGAAAAUGAAAAAGAAAUAUAGUUCUCUCCCAUACAUAUAAGCUCUUUCGCAUAUGCUAAGCUCUUUCGAAAGAGGCAGUGAAAAUAAGGUAUUGUUUUAAUCAAAUUUGAUUUUUUUAAAAGUUUUAUCCCAAUUCCCUUACAAAAGACAAUGUACGUCGACGGUGCUCAAUACCAAUUAAGAAAAUUUAGUUUCGUAAUACCCCCAUCACAUUAGGCGAAAAUCGAUCGGACGACGAGUCUGCGAGCCGACGAGGAAAUGGCAGAGUUCCCCCU
This is a messenger RNA of Branchiostoma floridae (Florida lancelet), 2511 nucleotides long. Its product is annotated as solute carrier organic anion transporter family member 4A1-like. The transcript is spliced from 13 exons. Bases 215 to 2257 code for a protein of 680 amino acids. Gene Ontology annotation, biological process: transmembrane transport; sodium-independent organic anion transport. Gene Ontology annotation, molecular function: protein binding. Lineage: Eukaryota; Metazoa; Chordata; Leptocardii; Amphioxiformes; Branchiostomatidae. The record is from RefSeq and is a predicted model, not a curated record. Gene Ontology annotation, cellular component: membrane.